AUGACGGAGAGGUGUAGUCUGUGGAGUGCCCUGUCGGCCGCGGCGUGCUGCUUCUACCGGGGCUCCUUCAUGCAGGUGCAGUUCUCAAAGGAGAAGUAUCUGCUCGAGUCCCCCCCUGAGAAACUUCGUAAGGAGCUGGAGGAGGAGCUGAAGCUGAGUCCUGCUGACCUCCGGAGCCAUGGCUGGUACCAUGGACACAUACCCCGAGAGGUGUCGGAGACUCUGCUGGUACGUAAUGGAGAUUUCCUGGUGCGUGACUCUCUGACCAACGUAGGGGACUACGUUUUGAGCUGUCGCUGGGACAAUGAGGUGCUCCACUUCAAGAUCAGCAAAGUCCUGGUUAAAUCCAGCGAGACCAAGGUGCAGUACAUGUUGGAGUCGGACAGCUUCGAUUCGGUCCAGGAGCUCAUCCGCUUCUAUGUGGGCCAGCGCAAACCCGUGUCCCAGUCCAGCAGCGCUCUCAUCUACUGUCCAGUCAGCAGGACCCUCCCCCUCCGGUACCUGGAGGCCACCUUUGCUCUCUCCAACAGCAAGCAGGGCUCUGCCUACUCGCCCUCCAGCCAGAGGGGAGCGUACAUCAAAAGGAGGAGCGUCACCAUGACCGACGGACUGACGGCCGAAAAGAUGAUCUCUCACAGCCCGUCGACGAUCCACCACCAUAAAGACGCCAUGCGGAACUGUGCCAUGAGCAUGGAUCAAAUCCAGGAGUACCGCUGCCCCCUGUCGCCCGUGGGGGAAACCCCGCUGUCUCCCGCGUACAGCGCCAUCACCAGGCAGAGAGCCCACUCCAGCGGGCGGGCCCUGGCCGUCGUCCCUCCCUCCCCUGCGACGCGUCGUUCCAGCGACCCUCAACUCAGCCCCACAGCCAAUAGCAGCCCUCCAGAAUACCCCCCCCACAGCUCCCACUCUGCACACUCCUCACCUGCCCAUCAUUCCAGCUAUCAGUCGCAUUCCUCGGAGACGGCAGGGAGCUACUGUGACCUCAGACCCUGUCCCUCCGGGCCCCCCAAACCUCCAACCAAGAGCUACGUGGAGCGGCUGCGAGUGGAGGAGGGGAAGAGGGAGGAGGCAAGAAAAGAGGCCGAAGGGACGUUCAUCCCCCAGGUGGAGACGGCGUCCUCGUUCCGGCCGUCCAGGUACGAGUCCUACCUCCUCCCUGCUGAGAAUAAGCCUCUGGAGAUGACCGUGUUGAAGCGAGUCAAAGAGCUCCUGGCCGAGGUGGAUGCAAGGACCGCCGCUAAACACAUCACUCUGCUGGACUGCAAGGUUGCUAGAAUAUUAGGUGUGACCCCAGAAAUGCAAAGGAUGAUGGGAGUUUCCUCAGGACUAGAGUUGCUCACACUACCACACGGACACCAGCUAAGACUCGACCUACUGGAGAGGUUUUACACCAUGUCCAUCAUGAUGGCCGUGGACCUCCUGGGCUGCACGGGAAGCACGGAGGAGAGGGCCGCUCUGCUGCAUAAGACCAUCCAACUGGCGGCCGAGUUGAAAAGCAACCUUGGGAACAUGUUCGGUUUCGCGGCAGUGAUGAGAGCCCUGGAGCUGCCACAGAUUUCCCGCCUGGAGCAGACGUGGGUCACUUUGCGGCAGAGACACACGGAGGGCGCCAUCCUGUACGAGAAGAAACUCAAGCCGUUCAUGAAGAACAUGAACGACGGCAAAGAGUGCAGCGUCCUGUCCAACACCUCCUUCCCCCACAUCCUCCCCGUCCUGUCUUUGCUGGAGCGCGGCGUGGCCCUCGGGGAGGCGCUGGAGCCCUGGGAGAGCGCGGAGGUGGGCGUGGAUGUGGUCAUGUACCACCUGGAGGCAGCCCGGACCAUCGCACAUCACGGGGAGAUCUACAGAACCAACGCAGAAACAAAAUGCCAGGGAUUCCAGGAGCGAGCGGAGAUACACGAGGUCUUCCAGACGGAGUUUCAGAUGCGCCUGCUGUGGGGCAGCCGCGGCUCUGAGGGCAGCCAAACCGAGCGCUACGAGAAGUUCGACAAGGUCCUCACGGCUCUGUCUCACAAACUGGAGCCUCCAGUGCGCCACAGCGAGCUAUAGCAUCCGCCCUGACGCCCGCGUCCCCAGACCGCUCCCGUCUGCUUCAGCAGUAGUUUGGGUCUGGUCGCAAAUCGUGGUGACGUUGGAGAACUCGGCUAGGAUACUUGGAGAGGGGGGGGGUUGAAUAAGGAGGCAGCUAAAAGAGCACGAGGAAUACAGAAGUCUCAAUUAAACAUGGGUUUCCCUAAAAAAAAAGAAGCUUUCUGUUCCACUGGUGGAUUUACUCAGCUCUAAAAUAUUAAACGCAGGGAAGAGGAGAGCAAAAUAGUUAAAAAAUAAGAAAAAAAGACAGGGGAACAGGAUUUCCUGCUCUUCCAUUACGAAAAUGAACAUCUGUACGCCGUGCCUAAGAGAGGCACAUUCUUUCGCUUUGCUCCAGUAUAACACAGACACUCAACUGCUGUCACACACUGUAGCUGAAACCACCACACUAGCUUACAUAGCUCAUAUGUAGAUGUUAGGUCUGUGUGUGUGUGUGUACGCGUGUGUGUUUUAGUGUUAUUUUUGGUCCAUCUCUUUUUCAUCUAAUUUAUUUGUUAUCCAUCAACAGAUAUGAAAGCUUUUGGGAUAUUUCUUCAUGAAUCAUCAGAGUCCAAAGGGGGGGAAAGAAUCUCAUAAACUAUGUAUCCAGCAGUCCCAUUGACUCAUUUAAAAUGUAUCAGGCAUGCAUUAAUAAAUGUAUCUGAAAUUAAACAUUUGCAGAUGUAAUGCAGCUACUUGAAUGUGAGGGCCCUGUGCGUUGUUCGGACCACUAAGCAACCUCUUUCCACUUUGGCUGUGAUACAUUUGAUAUUGUGUGUCCUGUGCACAAAAUGUAGCUUAACGCGCCAUCGUAAAAGACAAUAAAUGUGGGUUGUAUACAGUUAAGAUUUAUUUAAAGCAAUGUUUCACUGGGUAUACGAACAUUUCAGUUUCGAAAGAUUUCCAGCUUCGGUCUGCUAAACUCGCCCAAGUAACACGGCUGAUGCAUGCAUCUUUAAAAGUUCUACCGAGUAAAAUGUUGCUUUAAUGACGAUUUUGGUGCAUUUGUGUCAAACAUGAGGAAAAAAUGCAUAUGAUUCAAUGAUGAUGAUUUGUCUGUGGAAAAUCUGUAGUGACAUCUAGCGGUAGUGUAGAGUCCUUCAUCUUCUUCUUUUUUUUCUGUUCGUUUUUUGGGGCGACGGCAAGGAUGUGUACUGGACUGCUGCACUACACAGAAUGUCCCCUGACUGUAUGCUGAUUAUUUGUGUUUCACCAAUAGAGCUAAACUUACUGGAAGAGUUUUCUUUGACAUUUUGGUUGACUGCUCAGUGUUAUAUUUGUGCUCUAUCGACAAUAUGUGGGUCUGAGAGGACUGGAGCCAACUCUCAGAGCUAUGCAAUCAUUUCGGCCGGUGGCUGAAACCCAGGACGCAGGAUCCCUAUUAGGAAAUUUGCAGAAAUCAGAAAGUCAUUUCAGAUAUCAGUCAAACAGAAAUAUUUCUGGAAAUAGUCUUUGUACCCCAGAGCUGCAUAUUGAAGCUCCCUCAGUGGAUGUUGGAUUGUGUUUGAACUGCUGGUUUUCUAUUCUAGUUCCCACUGUACAGAUCAGAAUUGAGCUUAAAGUUGGAGUCCAACAGGAGCUGCACUUAAGUCAGGAAAUCACUGAAAUGAAGAUGUACAGUAUACACACACACACGGAGAAAUUACACCUCUAUUGUGUGCGUGUGUGUUGUUUUUCUUCUUUUUUUCUUUCUUUUUUUUCUUUUUUUUU
Menidia menidia (Atlantic silverside) is the source of this 3780-nucleotide messenger RNA. The record is from the annotation of a GenBank genome assembly. Lineage: Eukaryota; Metazoa; Chordata; Actinopteri; Atheriniformes; Atherinopsidae.